AUGUAUAAAAUAGUAAUUAUAUUGUUCAUUGUAACAGUGACAAUUGGUGUCAAUUCAAAAGCGAUUGAUUACGGUUUGAAACGGAAGAAGGUUGUUCCACCAGCGCCGAAAUUUCAAGGCAAAUUCGACGAAGCUCACAAACAUCGAACCAUUGCUGAGCGCAUUAGAUCAUGGACAGAAAAGGAGAAACAGAACGUUUGGGAAUUAAGCGGUUUAUACGAAGGAGAUAUAAUGAUUCAUUCGGAGGAAAAUGAUGUGAAAAAUGGUUUGAUAAACAAGGUUUUUCGUUGGCCAGGCGGAAUUGUACCCUAUUACAUAAGGGAAGAGGAUUUCGAUGAAAAAGAUAUUGAGGUGAUCAAAGGUGCUAUAGAAGAAUACCAUAAAAACACAUGCAUACGCUUUCGACCUUACAAAAAAGCAGAUACCGACUAUGUCACUAUAGAGGGCAAAAACUCAGGAUGUUGGUCCUUGGUUGGCAGACACGAUCGCGGCCAAGUAGUGAACCUACAAAAUUCAGGAUGUGUACGUCAUGGUGUGGUCGUACACGAGCUGUUGCACGCAUUAGGCUUUUAUCAUCAACAAAGUGCCGCGAAUCGUGACGAAUGGGUCAAGAUAAAUUGGGAGAAUAUACAAUCAGGAAAGGAGCACAAUUUUAACAAAUAUAACAAUGAUACUGUCACGGACUAUGGAAUCAGUUACGAUUAUGGCAGCGUAAUGCAUUAUAGUUCUUACGCGUUCUCGAAGAAUGAUGAACCGACCAUUACACCGAUAAAGGAAGAGGUGGAAAUUGGUCAACGAAAAGGACUCAGUGGCAAGGAUACGCUGAAGUUGGAAAAAAUGUACAAAGAGGAAUGUCAAAAUCGACAAAUGAAUGAAAUCAAGGAUGAGGAUGAUUCGUUGGAUGAUAUAUCUAUUGACUGGUCAUUUAUCAGAUUGGAACAUGAAAAUUGA
This is a messenger RNA of Heterotrigona itama, 951 nucleotides long. NCBI's taxonomy places the organism in Eukaryota, Metazoa, Arthropoda, Insecta, Hymenoptera, Apidae. The record is from the annotation of a GenBank genome assembly.